AUGGAGGAGCAAGAGCAAGUGUCAAUGACCAUAGAAGAUUAUGACGACAAAGAAGAUAUUUUGGACGAUGCUGCUACUUCCCAAGCCAAAGAGUCGUCUGAUCAUGGUAUAUUCGCGCAUUUCAGUCGAAAUGGAAUGAUCAGGAUUGGUAAAGAAGCAGGGGAAUACAAAUCAAUGGAGGCUGAAUUCCUUAUGGGCAUGAAACAAUAUGCCAGCGACACUCAGGUUGUUGCCGUACACAAGAACAUGGGUUUUACUCCGGCUAUGCUAGCUAGGUUUGCUGCGUUUACAAGUUUUGAACGGGCGAUUUUGCAAAAGAGUGGAGGCCGUGGACAUGCAAAGGUUAACCAUGGUUGGUUUGGUGCUUCAAAGGAGGAAAUUAUUCAGAUAAUUUCUUAUGGGUUCAGUAGGUGUAAUGGUCAAUCACAUGGCCUUGGUGUUUAUUUGUCUCCUAUCGAGUUUCUCCUUGAUGGGGUGGAAUUUACAAGUGCUGAUGAAAAUGGCAUGAGGUAUAUGCUGUUAUGUCAUUUGACAAUGGGGAAUAUGGAAGUGAUUCCAGCUGGUUCGAAGCAAAUAUAUCCGAGUUCAGUGGAAUUUGACACUGGUGUUGACAAUCUUGAAGCACCAAGAAGAUUGAUAGUGUGGAGGGCUUUCAUGAAUUCUCACAUCUGUCCUGCUUACAUCAUAACUUUUAAGUUCCCGUCUUUCGGUACUUGUUCAUUGAGAAAUCAAACCAGGAAACUCCACGGACCUACCUUGUGUUUCCAAGGACGUAUCUUGAGUUUCCCUGCUUUGUUUUCUAUACUGAUAAAGGUUUUUGGUCCUGCCAAGGGAGAUUUGAUUUCCCAAAGCCUUGACGAGUAUAAAAAAUGCAAGAUUACCCGACUGCAAUUGAUCCAGAAUGUGAGGCGGAUCAUCGAGAAUGACCAGCUGUUGCUUGCAGUAAUCAAAUCCAACAUUGACAAGUGGGAGCAUGUAGCAGCAAGGAUGGCGGCAGAGGCUACAAAUGAUGCAAGAAGGGAAUGGCAUAGCUUAUUGACGGCACUUUUCUAG
Messenger RNA from Dovyalis caffra, 1053 nucleotides. Lineage: Eukaryota; Viridiplantae; Streptophyta; Magnoliopsida; Malpighiales; Salicaceae. The record is from the annotation of a GenBank genome assembly.